Paramecium sonneborni is the source of this 1901-nucleotide messenger RNA. NCBI's taxonomy places the organism in Eukaryota, Ciliophora, Oligohymenophorea, Peniculida, Parameciidae. The record is from the annotation of a GenBank genome assembly.
AUGUUGACUAAUGAAUAUUUAAACAAAGUUACUUAACUCUUAAAAAUGACCAGUCAUUUUGAAACUAAAGUAUGAGAUCAUAAUAAUUAUCAGCUUGAAGAAUAAAGAAUUCUAUUGAGCAUCACUCCUCAUUUUUAAGCUAGAACAAUCUAUAAUUUAUUAAUUACAGAUUCAAAAGGAAUCACAAGAGAUGAUCUAAUCAAUUUAUUUAGGUAUCAAUAAUAUCUAUAUUAUAAAGAAACUUUAUAUAAAACAUAACCUAAAGAGAAUUAGAUUAUAUAUUCUAAUUGUAUUCAUCUGAUAAUUUCUACAUUAAUUGGGAUGACUUUUAUUAGCUAAUCUGUCCUUUUGAUAUGUUUUUAGAUACAAAAAUUUAUGACAAUGUUAAUGAAUAAAUUGUUUCUGAUAUUUUACAAAAAUUUUAACGACUCUUAAUGAUUGAAAUAACUUACUUUAGAUAGGCAGAACCUAUUAGAAUGAUCUUAUUUGAAAAAUACAAAGAAAACGGAAAACAAUCCUGUGCAUUAUUAGAGGAUAAUCAAAAAUUCAUAACAUCAUAGAAGUAUUUUAAGAUUAUAUAUAUUAGUUUAAUCAAUUUUAUGUAAAAAUAAUAAUUUAAUUACAAUUCUUAAGAUAUUUUUUGUUUAAAAAAAAGAAUUCAAUGUUCAGAAGAGAAUAUUCCUUCUGAAAUAUUCAUCAAAAAUUGUCCUCUCUUACCAUUCUAAGUAAUGAUUAGUAAAUCUCCAGAUUAUCGACUUAUAACAAUCAGAUAACCUACUCCAGAAAUUAUUUAAUCUCCAGAAUUAUUGUAAUCUAAAUCUGUAGGAAUUAUUAUACAAGAAAUUCCUUCAUCUCCUCCUUAAGAAUAAGAAGAAGACAAAAAAAUGCUUUAAUAAGUUGCUUCUGUACCAUUUUUAAAAAAGUCAGAAAUGUCGAACUAUGAAUUUUACACAGGAAAAAAGCCAGAUAAUACGCAAACUCUAUAACAUUUUAAACCACACUCAACUUAAUAAAAUUUCAAAUCUCCAUUACCAUAAUCUUAAAAUUACCAUAAUAUAAAUUAUUAGGAUUUUUAAAUCACAAAAUAAGAUAAUAAAUUCGAUUACAAUAAAACAAUUACAACUGUUAAGUUUUGGGAAACAAAUCCUCCUACAGAUAUUCCAAAAUAUUAAGAUUAGAUUUUAGACAAAUAUCUAAGGCCAUCAGCAUCUAUAAAAAAUGAACCAUCUAAAAAAAAAAACAUUAAAAAAAAUUAUAACAAUUAUUAUAAUAACAACAAAUUAGAACAUUAUUUAUAAUUUUAACCAAAUGAUUAGAUUGUUAAAAUAAUGGACACUCAAAAUGACCCAUCUGAAGAUAUCUUAAAUUAAUAUUUGUAUCCUAUAAAAAAAUAACAAGAAUAAGUUUAAGAUUCUAAUAAUUUGACAAAUACCAGAAAAUAUAAAAUAUUUGAUGAUAUAAAUAGUAAUUAAAAGCAGGUUCUAUUCAAUACCUUAUAUGAUUCUAAAUAUAAAUUAUUCGAUUCUGCUUUUGAUUCAAGAAAUUUAAAUUCUCAAAAUUAGUAGUAGAUUUAAAAGAAGACUAAAAAAUAUGUAACUGCUUCAAAGCCAUAAGAAUAAAUAUUGCUUUAGUAUUGAAACAAUAUUGAAUAUUAAAUAUUUUUGAAUAUAUAUUAAUCACCUUUUAAUUUUAUAUUUUAAACAUAUUUACUUAUUUUAAUUAAUUAAAGUAUUUAUUUUUUUAUUAAUUUUUUUUCUUGGAGUUAAAGGUCAAAAUAGAUUUAAAGAAAAAUUGAUGAAAUAGAGAACCUUUUUUUAUUAUUACAAAAUAGCAAUAAAAAAUAUUCAAAAUUAAUUGUACUUUUUAAAAAUAUAUAGUUUGUAAUUUAUGGUAUUAAAUGA